Molecule: messenger RNA, 1060 nt
Organism: Carica papaya (papaya)
Lineage: Eukaryota; Viridiplantae; Streptophyta; Magnoliopsida; Brassicales; Caricaceae
Product: nuclear transcription factor Y subunit B-1-like
Biological process (GO): regulation of transcription by RNA polymerase II
Cellular component (GO): CCAAT-binding factor complex; nucleus
Molecular function (GO): RNA polymerase II cis-regulatory region sequence-specific DNA binding; DNA-binding transcription activator activity, RNA polymerase II-specific; protein heterodimerization activity
Source: RefSeq, a predicted model, not a curated record
ACGGUUUUGAUAAACAAAAUUCCAAAAACCAAAAAGAAAUAACCCCUCUCUCACCAUCUCUCUCUCUUCAUCAUCAUCAUCAUCAUCAUCAUCAUCGCAUUCUUCAGCUUCUCUCCUCCCUCUCUUCUCCAUCGUCAGAUCUUCAUCUCUCGCUAAAAACAAUUUCAUCUCCCUAACGCGCGCCAAAUACAAAUUCUUCCUCCUUCUCUCUCUGUUUUCACGGGGAUUUAGUGAGAUGGCGGACGCACCGACGAGUCCGGCAGGAGGGAGCCACGAGAGCGGCGGAGAGCAGAGCCCGCAUUCAGGUGUAAGGGAGCAGGACAGGUACCUGCCUAUAGCCAAUAUAAGCCGGAUCAUGAAGAAGGCAUUGCCUCCCAACGGCAAGAUCGCCAAGGACGCUAAGGAUACUGUUCAAGAAUGCGUCUCCGAGUUCAUCAGCUUCAUUACCAGCGAGGCCAGUGACAAAUGUCAGAAGGAGAAGAGGAAGACAAUUAAUGGCGAUGAUUUGUUGUGGGCAAUGGCAACAUUGGGAUUUGAGGAUUAUAUUGAACCACUUAAGAUUUACCUGGCUAGAUACAGGGAGUUGGAGGGUGAUACUAAGGGGUCUGCUAGAGGUGGAGAUGGCUCUGUUAAAAGGGAUGCAGUUGGAGGUCUUCCUGGCCAAAAUGCACAGUUCACUCUUCAAGGAUCUAUGAACUACAUCAAUAACCAAGGACAAGGACAGCAUCUUAUUGUUCCUACCAUGCCAGGCAAUGAAUAGGGGAUUCUAGCUUGUCUUCAACCAAUUUUACGAAUAUUAGGUCUGUAAAAUUGUUUAAUUCCAACACAUGUAGCAUCAUUUAGGUGGACCAAUAUGAUUUCAAUUCAAGUGCUAUAUAUUGUGGAGCUUUGUUGCCUUACCCCCCCCCCCCCACCCCAAUUGUUGGGAUGCUCCCAUCAGCAACUAAGCUGUAGUGAGUAGUCACAAUGUAAAUUUGUUUCUGCUAGUGUAGAAUAUUCUGAUCAUUUGAAGAAGGCUAAAUUUGAUGAGGACCUGAAUGUUAUUGUUGAAACAUCUAAA